Molecule: messenger RNA, 243 nt
Organism: Gloeophyllum trabeum ATCC 11539
Lineage: Eukaryota; Fungi; Basidiomycota; Agaricomycetes; Gloeophyllales; Gloeophyllaceae
Exons: 1
Coding region: 1-243 (80 amino acids)
Source: RefSeq, a predicted model, not a curated record
AUGGGAGAUGCUAGAGCUGACACUCAUCGUGUACAGACUAUCACCGUCGACAUAGAUGGCGCCGACUAUCACCUGAUAUCAUACUACACCGAGGAGGAUAUCCACUCCGGUCGCCUGCAACGACCCCUUUGCAGACCGGACAUCAUGGCUAUGGACAUGUCUUUCGAGCUGGAGCACAUGAAGCUCUCGCGAAACCCUCUCAAAUUUGUUACUGGUCCCGACGGUAGACUACGGCCUUUGUAA